This is a messenger RNA of Sardina pilchardus (European sardine), 2299 nucleotides long. It is a transcript of the gene gnb3a, whose product is annotated as guanine nucleotide binding protein (G protein), beta polypeptide 3a. NCBI's taxonomy places the organism in Eukaryota, Metazoa, Chordata, Actinopteri, Clupeiformes, Clupeidae. Gene Ontology annotation, molecular function: signaling receptor complex adaptor activity; protein binding. The transcript is spliced from 9 exons. Gene Ontology annotation, cellular component: cytoplasm; heterotrimeric G-protein complex. Bases 299 to 1321 code for a protein of 340 amino acids. The record is from RefSeq and is a predicted model, not a curated record. Gene Ontology annotation, biological process: G protein-coupled receptor signaling pathway.
UGAUCUCCCUUCAUCCCUUUCAAUCCUCAUCUGUUCUUCAUAGUACAGAGAGGGAGGGAAAGAGAGAGAGAGAGAGAGAGCCUGUCUGAAUGUGGGUGUUGGAAAGACAGAUUUCUAAUAGUGCAUAUGACAGAAAAAUUGAAUGAAUAUCAUCGUUCUGGGAAAAGACAAAGUGGAGAAACUACCCUAAACAUCAGAAACACAGAGACCAAAGAGGCUAAAAACAGAGUUCUCCCUGUGCCCCUGAUCUCACUUUCGGCCUGUGUCACCUGGUGACAACACCUGACCAGCCAUCGCCAUGGGUGAAAUGGAGCAGCUGCGAAAAGAGGCAGAGAGCCUGAAAGAUCAAAUCAUAGCAGUCCGUAGAGAAUAUUGCGACACAUCGCUACAGAAGGUCACCACUGAGACGGCUGUGGUGAACCGGGUCCAGCUGAAGACCAGAAAGACACUGAGGGGACACUUAGCCAAGAUCUACGCCAUGCACUGGUGCCAGGACUCCACGCUGUGUGUCAGCGCAUCUCAGGAUGGAAAACUGAUUGUUUGGGACAGCAUAAGCACCAACAAGGUCCAUGCCAUCCCCCUGAAGUCAUCGUGGGUAAUGACAUGUUCAUAUGCUCCAUCUGGAAACCUGGUAGCAUGCGGUGGGCUGGAUAACAUGUGUUCCAUCUACAACCUGAAGGGCAAGGAUGGCAACGUCAAGGUCAUGCGCGAGUUAGCUUCACAUACAGGUUACCUGUCCUGCUGUCGUUUCGUAAAUGACACCGAGAUCAUCACCAGCUCCGGUGACUGCACCUGCAUCUUGUGGGACAUUGAGACAGGGACAGAGAAGACCAUCUUUGCAGGUCAUCUGGGAGACUGCAUGUCCCUCGGUAUGGCUCCAGACUUCAAGACCUUUGUCUCCGGGGCCUGUGACUACACAGCCAAACACUGGGACAUUCGAGAUGGAAACUGUACACACACAUUAAGUGGACACGAGAGUGACGUCAACGCUAUCUCGUUCUUCCCCAACGGUAAUGGGAUAAUCACGGGCUCUGAUGACGCCACCUGCAAGCUGUAUGACCUGCGGUCCGACCAGGAACUCGUCACCUACCAGGACUCCACCAUCAUGUGCGGCGUCACCUCCCUCGCCCCGUCUGUGUCCGGGAGGCUCAUCCUCGCCGGCUACGACGACUUCAACGUCAACAUCUGGGACUCACUGAAGUCAGAGAGAGUGGGUGUGCUGGCUGGACAUGACAACAGAGUGAGCUGCUGCGGAGUGACGACUGAUGGAAUGGCCUGCUGCACUGGGUCCUGGGACAGCUUCCUGAAGAUUUGGAACUGAAGCACCUCCCAAAACAACACGACCACAUAAAUGCAAGCUGGCAGCACUAAACAAGAUGAAAUUCAGGGUGGGUGGGGAUGAGCUUAAGAGAGUUAUAGAUAGAGCAAGGUCAUAAAAUACUGGCAGAAACAAAGUAGGAGUUUUGUUGCACCAAGUCCGACUAAAGGCAAGAAAGAGGGUCUUUUGGAGGCGAAACACAUCUUUCUAAUCCUCCUUCUCUCCUUUCUGUCCAAAAGAAUUGCUUUGGGUUGACGUGGAGAUACAUCAGCAAAACAGGCUCUACAGAAUGGGGUUUUAUUUAGGAAAUUUGUCAUUGAUUCUAAAGGAAUUUGGUAGGAUUUGGCAAAACUUUCUAAACUAGUUUUAACCCUUGUUACACUUCACAAUUAAACAGUAGAUGCUCUCUGUAUAGCACACUAAUGUCAACACAAAAGUUGCCAAAUGGUUAUGCAAGAAAAUUGUUUAUCUAGGUUUACACAGAUGAUAGGACCACUUUUAUAUUCAGUUCAAUGUUAUACAGCUGUUGUGUGUUUGGCUGUUGUGUGUUUGGCGCAAUAUUGAUUGUUUUAAUAUACAUUGUUUCUUUAAGUAAUAUGUUGGCUGUAGAAAGCUAGCUUUCUUUUUCAGUUUUUAGCAUAGAUUAAUUUAUGAUUCCUCCAAGUCCUCACACAGCUGAAACAUGACCAUGUGGUCCACUCUGAUAAUAGGUUAUCAGCCAAACGGGUCUAGUCUGGUAGCAACUACAAUCAAAAGAAACCGACAAAGCUGGCAAGUUCAGCAGACCAGUGGAUGAACAGAUGGGGAAAAUUUACAGUUUACUGAGCAAUAACAAUAUUAAGUUUAAUUUGGUGAAUGCCUUUUAUUUGCCCUUGUUGUAUUGAUAUUGCUGUUGAGUUCUAAAUGGGGAUGUUCCUUACAGCACUACAGUAGAUAUUGCUUUGUCUUUUCAAAAAAAGGAAAAUGUUUCACCCCCCCCCC